GAGUGGUGGCUCCUGGUUAGUCUUGCCAAAUGACUUGGAACAUGGAGUAGACUACGGAGUCGACAGCUCUGUCGCGGCGGGGCGCACCUCCCUAUCGAGAGCCUGGACCUGGUCAAUGACCAUGGAAGUGUAAGGGGCCGGGACGCUGAAGAGUAUAAGUAUCGGCCUGAAGCUUCUCUGUCUGGCCUCUCUGCUUCGAUCAUUCAUUCGCGCAAACAGCUUGUUUCCCACCUCUUGUCACUCUUUUGACGACUGUUCUGACCCAAGUCUAUUCUUUUAUCUGUUUUUAUUUGCCCUUUUAUUUCCCUUCAUCUACGAUCAGCGUUUGAUAGAUACCCAAGAUGAAGGCUUCUCUGAUUACUGCCCUGACCUGGGCUGCCUGCACCGUGGCCAGCCCUGUUGUCCUCAAUGCCCGGCAUGAUGAUUGCACUUGCGUGGAGGAAACUCUCACUCUCACCUUGCCCGCCUCUACUGGUGGCACCCUUGUCGAGCCUACUCCUACUGACACCAACACGGCCACGGCCACUGCCACCGUCCCCGAGGAGACUAGCACUGCUACCUGGAGCUCCACUAACACCAUCACCGCUACCUCCACGGCCACUGUUCCUGGGGAGACGAGCACUACUACCGCCCCUCCAACCCCCGUUCCGACACCCGGAGACUGCGAGAACGGUCGCUGCCAUGGCACUGGGCACCUUGUCCAGGAUCUUGCACCUCAAGUCAACCGCCUUCUCACGGUCACUGGCGCUGAUGGCGAGGACUUCCUCGUCCAGGUCAACGAAGACGUUUACAAUCUCCUCUCCGGCCGUGUGAGCCUCAGCGAGUCUGUGGGUGAGAUCGUUGGUGACGCUGCUUCUAUUGGUGACCUUAUUGCCGACCUCGGACCUAUCAUCGACUGCAUCCUCACUAUUGUUGGCGAAGAUUCCCACAUCCUCCUCGUCCGGCUCUCUCCCGAGAUUGCUGACCUCCUGCGCGGAGCUGGUGCCACUCUCGGCCUCGAUGCUGUUACCAACCCUGUCGGCCAGGUUGUCAAGUCCCUUGGCUUAAACAUCAAGCGUGACCAGCUCGACCACUUUGACGUCCAUGGACUCGAUGGAAACAGCCUUCCCGUUCAGAUACCUGGUGCUCUUGGCAAGGCUAUCGCUAACCUCCACUUCGAAACCCCUGUCGGCACUGUCAUUGCCACUGGCAUCGAGGCUACCAAGAUUAUUCAGAAACUUGGGCCUCGCGCUGACGGAUUCCUUGCUGUGCUCGGCGAGGGGACUGGACUUGUUCUCAUUCGUCUGGCGCCUCAGGUUGCCCGUGUCGUUAAGGGUCUCGCGCCUGAGCUUGCUAAUCCCGUCGGCAACGUCGUUGGUAUCUUUGGUGACAGCCUGUAAGCGGUACCUACGCUUGCAAUAGCGCCAUUAUAACUGGACAAGGGAUGGGGUACAUUGAAGAACGAGGUUGAAAUAUUUUCAUGUAUUAUAGUUGCCUAUCAUAUUUAACAU
Messenger RNA from Aspergillus versicolor CBS 583.65, 1490 nucleotides. RefSeq lists its product as uncharacterized. Bases 342 to 1379 code for a protein of 345 amino acids. Lineage: Eukaryota; Fungi; Ascomycota; Eurotiomycetes; Eurotiales; Aspergillaceae. The record is from RefSeq and is a predicted model, not a curated record. The transcript has a single exon.